Molecule: messenger RNA, 918 nt
Organism: Kwoniella shivajii
Lineage: Eukaryota; Fungi; Basidiomycota; Tremellomycetes; Tremellales; Cryptococcaceae
Exons: 6
Coding region: 1-918 (305 amino acids)
Source: RefSeq, a predicted model, not a curated record
AUGUCAAUGUCUGAUGAAAGACCAGGUCGAGCCAUUUACUCCACUGGUCGAGGAGGCGCCGGUAAUCUCAUGCAAUCACCUUCAAGAGGUCAGGAUUUAGAAGCUGCUCCUGGUGUCGAAAGAGGAAGGGAACUAUCUCCUCAUCCCGUUGGUGAAAAAGUCGUGCAUUCCGGACGAGGUGGAGCAGGAAACAUUCAUCGAUCAACUUCUCGUUCUCGAACAAGGGAACAAGUUGUCAAAGAUGAGAAAGAAGCGGCAUUACAAGAAAAGUUGGUCGCCGAAAGAAGAGGUAGACAAGCUGUCGAAGGAGGAUUUUCAACUGGUCGAGGAGGUGCAGGAAAUAUUGAAAGAUCAAAAUCAAGAUCCAGAAGUGCAGUAAGACAUGGAAAAGAUGAUUCUUCGACUAUCGCUCCUUCCUUGGCACCUACCAUCAGUCAUUCAAUUCAUGCUACAGGAAGAGGUGGAUUCGGUAACAUCCAAGAAGAAAGAGGUGAUUCUAUCGAUCUUCAGAAGCAAGCCGCACAAAAUGCUUAUGAACAAGAUGUAAUUGCCAAACAUCAUGCACAAGAAGCGAAUCUGCCUCAUUUGACCGGAAAAGGUGGAGCUGGAAAUGUCCACCAUGGUCUUACCGCCGAUAGCCCUGACCUCUCGCAUCUUUCUUUGGAAGAAAGAGAAGAAAGAGAAGCUUAUAAGAAAAUUCAUGCAAACGACAAACAGCAUUAUAUGAAUAGCGGUAGAGGUGGCGCAGGAAACAUGGUACCACCCAGCAAAGAGCAUUCGCAUUCACCCUCUGGAGAUGACGAUAGAGGUAGGGGCAGAGGCUCAGAUGGUCAUAAAGGUGGAGUACUUGGAAAUGUGUUGCGAAGUAUCAGUAGAGCUACAGGAAGAGACAAGAGUGUGGAUGGUAGAAAAGAGUAG